Scomber scombrus (Atlantic mackerel) is the source of this 2787-nucleotide messenger RNA. RefSeq names its product corin, serine peptidase (gene corin). The record is from RefSeq and is a predicted model, not a curated record. NCBI's taxonomy places the organism in Eukaryota, Metazoa, Chordata, Actinopteri, Scombriformes, Scombridae. Gene Ontology annotation, cellular component: membrane. The transcript is spliced from 20 exons. Gene Ontology annotation, molecular function: serine-type endopeptidase activity; protein binding. The coding region runs from base 1 to 2787 and encodes 928 amino acids. Gene Ontology annotation, biological process: proteolysis; acrosome reaction.
AUGGCUGUCCUCCUCGUUGCCGUGGUGAAGAGCUCCGAGGUGGACAUGUUGCUACGCUUCUUCAGUACCUCAACAGGCUCUCCUGCUACAGACACAUCAUGCUGUUCGGCUGCUCGCUGGCUCUGCCCGAGUGUGUCCCCACCGACAGCUCACACACCAGCGAGGGAAGGCUGCGAGCCCGUCCUCCAGAUGUUCAACGCUUCCUGGCCCGAGUUCCUGCGCUGCUCGCAGUUCAGUAAUUUCAACUUCACGUCGACGCCGCCGCCAACUUCAUCAUCAUCAUCAUCAUCACCAUCACCCACGGCAACGGUAGACCCCGCCCCACUUGGCUGCUACACGCCGAGACAGAUCAAAGGGAAACCCUCUGUGUGCGGCGGGAAGGAAUACUUCUUGUGCGCGACGGGGAUUUGCGUCCCUCAGAAACUGGUGUGCAACGGCUACAACGACUGUGACGACUGGAGCGACGAGACACACUGCGUCUGCACAGACGACAAGUUUCGCUGUAACACCGGUCGAUGUCUCUCUCCGGCUCAAGUCUGCGACGGAUAUGACGACUGUGGAGAUCUGAGCGACGAACUCAACUGUGUGUGUGAUCUGGCCCGUGAGCAUCGCUGUGGCGACGGUCGCUGCGUGUCCAGAGACUGGCUGUGUGACGGAGACCACGACUGUCUGGACAAGAGCGACGAGCUCAACUGCUCCUGUAAGAGUCAGGGUCUGUUGGAGUGCAGGAACGGUCAGUGUAUCCCGUCUGCGUUUCGUUGUGACGGAGAGGACGACUGUAAAGACGGUAGCGACGAGGAACACUGCAUCCGAGAGCAGAGUGAGACCUCCCUCAGGGUGUGUGUGUUCCCGGUCAGCCCAGCUGUAUCGCCACUUCCUGUCCGUCCGGGUGUGGGGGGGGGCAGCGCCACCUGCGACCCCCGAAACACCAACAGCAACACCACCAGCUGCUCCCGCUGUGAGCCCAUCAGUCUGGAGCUCUGCAUGAACCUGCCCUACAACCUGACCAGCUUCCCCAACUACCUGGGCCACCUGUCCCAGAGAGAGAGCUCCGUGUCCUGGGAGUCCUCGCUGUUCCCGGCCCUGGUCCAGACCGGCUGCUACCAGUACCUCAUGUUCUACGCCUGCACGCUGCUGGUCCCCAAAUGUGACCCGGUCAGCCUGCAGAAGAUCCCGCCCUGCAGGUCGUUGUGUCGUAACGCGAAGGAGAAGUGUGAGUCGGUGCUCGGCAUUGUUGGAUUGCAGUGGCCCGAGGACUCAGACUGUAGUCAGUUUCCAGAGGAGGGAGGAAACGCCACCUGCCUGCUGCCGGAGGCCGGCGUGGACGAGUGCUCCCCUAGCCACUUCAAGUGUCGGUCGGGUCGCUGCGUCCUGGCAAGCAAACGCUGCGACGGACACCUGGACUGUGACGACCACAGCGACGAGGACAACUGUGGCUGCUCUGAGCGCUCUCUGUGGGAGUGUCCUGGCAGUAAAGUGUGUAUUAAAUCCAGUAUGAUCUGUGAUGGGUUCCCAGACUGCCCCCUGCUGGUCGACGAGGCCAACUGCACGGUGUGCAGAGAUAACGAGCUGUCCUGUAACAACCAUCAGUGUGUUCAUCGGACUCUGUGGUGUGACGGGAAGAAGCACUGUUCAGACAGCUCAGACGAGUGGAACUGUGUGUCUCUGUCCGAUCAGUCGGGUUCUGUACUGACGGUGUUCAGGACGGCAGCGGAGUAUCAGGUCUGUGCCGACGAGUGGAACCACGAGCUGAGCAAACUGACAUGCAACCAGCUGGGCCUAGGGGUUCCCACCACUGUUGCCAUGGUACCCGACCAGCCUGGCGUCCCGGGCCGUCGCCGUUGGUUACACGUCCAUCCCGAGUGGAACCAGAGGAACGGAUCCGCUCUACAGGCCCGACUGGAGAAGAGAAGCCACGCGUGUCACUCUAGGAGGAGAGUAUCUGUCCUGUGUGCCCGAGAAGAGUGCGGUGUGCGUCCGACGGUGGGCUUGACCCCCCACAGGAAGAAGAGGAUUCUGGGAGGGCGGGUGUCCCGGCGGGGCGCGUGGCCGUGGCAGUGCUCCCUGCAGAGCGGGCAGAGCGGACACGUGUGUGGCUGCGUCCUCAUCGCCGGGAGGUGGGCUCUGACGGUCGCUCACUGCUUCGAGGGGAGGGAGAGUGCAGACCUCUGGAAGGUGGUGUUUGGUUUAAAUAACCUGGAUCAUCCAGGUGUUCACAGUCAGAGCCGCGGGGUGCGCUCCAUUAUCGUACACCCGCGCUACAACCGGGCGGUGGUUGACUACGACAUCAGCGUGGUGCAGCUGGAAUCGGAGGUGAGCGAGGACCGAUACAGGGUCUUGGUUAUGGGCGGUGGUAGGCCAGUGGAGGAGACUCCGUUUGUCAGACCGGUGUGUCUGCCUCAACCCGGCCAGCUUCCCUCUCCUGACUCCUACUGUUACAUCACAGGCUGGGGUCACAUGGGCAACCGGAUGCCCUUUAAGCUGCAGGAAGGGGAGGUUCGGAUCAUCUCGUUGUCUCAGUGUCAGUCUUACUUCGACAUGAAGACCAUAACUCCCAGGAUGCUUUGCGCCGGUUACGAUGCCGGAACUGUCGACUCCUGCAUGGGUGACAGCGGUGGUCCGCUGGUGUGCGAGGAAAACAGCGGCCACUGGACGUUGUUCGGCCUGACGUCGUGGGGCAGCGUGUGCUUCAGUAAAGUGCUCGGACCUGGCGUUUACAGCAACGUGACGCACUUCACCCCCUGGAUCCAGCAACAGAUCUACAUCCACACAUACCUGAACGACUGA